Molecule: messenger RNA, 1348 nt
Organism: Olea europaea var. sylvestris
Lineage: Eukaryota; Viridiplantae; Streptophyta; Magnoliopsida; Lamiales; Oleaceae
Product: 4-hydroxy-tetrahydrodipicolinate reductase 2, chloroplastic-like
Exons: 8
Coding region: 112-1116 (334 amino acids)
Cellular component (GO): chloroplast stroma
Molecular function (GO): NADPH binding; 4-hydroxy-tetrahydrodipicolinate reductase activity
Source: RefSeq, a predicted model, not a curated record
GAUAAACUCUUUUGCAAAGAAAAUUCAUUUGUCUAAAUAGAGAAGGGAAAGGAUAUACUGUAAAACCCCAAACCGAGCACGGAGGCUUUUGUACAAUCAUCAACAGAGCUCAUGAUUAAACUUCCAUUGAAUGCAGCUUUGGCUGCUCAGCAACACAAGAGUAUGCUUAUUCCAUGGUCUUGUGGAAGAUCAUCAAGCAGUAAUGUCCGUGUAAAUGUUUCCAAAAGGAGAAAUUUUUUGGUUGCGAUGGAAAGCUCUCCGGUGCAAUCUACCUCGCAAAAUCUUGGGCUCCCUAUUAUGGUAAAUGGUUGUACCGGAAAAAUGGGGAGGGCUGUUCUUGAAGCUGCUAUCUCUGCUGGACUUCACCCCAUUCCUGUAGCGUUAGGUGGGCCAUUAGAUUCUGGGAAAAUUGUGGAUAUUGGUGGAAAGGAGAUUGAAAUUCAUGGCACGUCUCAAAGAGAAGACAUUCUGUCUUCUGUUUUAACUGAAUAUCCAAAUUUGAUUGUGGUGGACUACACGGUCCCAGCUGCUGUGAAUGAAAAUGCUGCACUGUAUUGCAAAGUUGGAGUGCCAUUUGUAAUGGGAACCACUGGAGGAGACAGGGAGCAGCUGUAUAAGACUGUUGAAAACUCAAAUGUUUAUGCUGUGAUCUCUCCACAAAUGGGUAAACAGGUGGUAGCAUUUCUUGCAGCCAUGGAAAUUAUGGCAGAACAGUUUCCCGGAGCUUUCUUUGGGUAUCAUUUACAAGUGAUGGAGUCCCAUCAAGCCAGCAAAUUGGAUGUUUCUGGAACUGCUAAGGCUGUCAUCUCAUGCUUUCAGAAACUUGGAGUCUCCUUUGAAAUAGAUCAGGUUCAACUAAUACGUGACCCCAAGUUACAAAUUGAGAUGGUGGGUGUCCCAGAAGAGCAUAUAUCAGGCCAUGCUUUCCAUAUGUAUCAUUUGACUUCGCCUGAUGGAACUGUUUCCUUUGAGUUUCAGCAUAAUGUUUGUGGACGAUCAAUUUAUGCAGAGGGUACGGUUGAUGCCAUACUUUUCCUUGCCAAGAAGGUUCAAUCGAAAGCUGACAAGCGGAUAUAUGACAUGAUUGACGUUUUACGCGAGGGUAACAUGAGAUAAGGGCUGUUCUCAACCCGAUGUUUCUUUAUUUAUUGUUUCUUGGGAUAUUAGUCCUUUCACAGUGUGUAAUGUCAGAAUCUUAUAACAUGACAUAGGAUCAAAAUUUGAAAGUAGAGGUUCAUGUCAAUUUUUGUACCUAGGACGUUGGAUUUACGAUUCGGUUUCUCCAUAUGGAUGGAAGUCCAGAUUAUGAAAGAGGGACGGAUUUAUUUAUUUAAAUUAUAUUUUCAUC